CCCCCGCCCUCUCAUCCCUCUCUGUCAUCAUCCCCUCUGACUUCUUCAUGUCCGACCAGGCAGAACUCCUCAGGAAGCGCCGCGAGGCCCGCCAGAAAAAGAUUCUCGCAUCGGGCGAGUCGCGGUUGAGCAAGAUCACAGGCACAGCAGGAACGAGCACACAAGUCGCUCCUUCCCCCGCAGUCCUCCAGGCUAGAGAGCAGCUCUUGAAGAAGGAGCAGGAGGAAGAGAGAUUAAGGAGCUUAAAGGCUGCUGGAGUAGCAGAUCCCAGCUCUGGCGAUGCCAAUCUUCAGUCUACGGACACGUCCGGCGCAACCCAACUGAUGGAUGAAGAGGACGAGGACGUCCUCAUCCCAGCGUCGCCUUCGUUGCGCGCUGCUGCCAACAGGACAACCCGCCAACGAUCCUCAUCAUCGACCUCUACCGCUACUACUACUACAACCACCACUAAUACCGCUGCAGGAACAUCAAAACCAACCCCUGCCACUGUGCAGCCUGACCAUGACGCAGAUCCGGAUGAUUCGUUGGGCGCGCCUUCAGCACACGUCUUCUCGUCUUUUGGUGCCUCCAGUGCUACUCAAAGCCCCUUCGGAAACAACCCAUUCUUCUCUCCUCAGCACCAGCAAGCAUUAACGAGGAUGAUGCAGGAAGAGAACGGCUCUGGAAACGGCAGCAAGGCGUCCGUAACGCAGCAACAGACGCCGUUCGGGAAUGUGCCUCCAGGAUUCACAGUGAUCACGCCUCAGGUCGAUCAGAUGGCUAGGUGGUGGAAGCUGCUUCAUUUUGUCUUGUCGGUGUUUUUCGCACUCGGCGUUGUAUAUAGCGAGUACAAUCGGCAUGGAGAUCUGGAUCGGUUUGAGUCCUUGGCGGUCGACAAGCCCUUGCAAUACGGAGUGUAUCAAGUUGCGCAGAUCCCUAUGUUCUGGUACUUUGUGACCAUGGAGUUGAUGUUGCAGUCGGCAAGGAUGUAUUUGCAGGGAAUAACAGCAUCGCCCAGCAGUACGCUGGGCACCAUUGCAGGAUUCUUGCCGUCGCCAUUCUCGGAUGUGGUUCGCGUGUUCAUGCGUUACCGUCUUAUCUGGACAUCAAUGGCGAAUGAUAUGUCGGUCAUUGUCUUUAUCAUCGGAAUGACCAUUGCUCUGACACACAUGUUUUCUUGAACAGACAAAGAGGACGUGUUUUAGAGGAGGGGAGGCACUGUUUCCAGUUGUAGUUGACUUGGUCGUAAUACAGUAGCACCACUGGCGCAAUUACUGCAUAUUUGCAUUGGCACUGGCAUUAACAUUGACAUUGACAUAUAAUAAAAGGUUAGAAAAGCA
Gamsiella multidivaricata is the source of this 1319-nucleotide messenger RNA. RefSeq lists its product as uncharacterized. The record is from RefSeq and is a predicted model, not a curated record. Gene Ontology annotation, biological process: retrograde vesicle-mediated transport, Golgi to endoplasmic reticulum. Lineage: Eukaryota; Fungi; Mortierellomycota; Mortierellomycetes; Mortierellales; Mortierellaceae. The transcript is spliced from 3 exons. The coding region runs from base 48 to 1160 and encodes 370 amino acids.